GAAAGAAUUGGAAAAGUUAAAGAAAAUAUUACAAAAAGAGAACUUAGGAUACUUUGUGAAGGACUUUAAUGAGAACAGAUGCAGAAACAAAGAAGCAGCUCUUGAUCUCACGCUCUGCUUCCUGAGAGAGAUGAAGCAAGAUGAAGCUGCUGAUACUCUAGAAAAUGAGCUGGUCUUCAUUCAUCAGCUGAAGUGUAGCCUACAGAAGAAAUAUCAAUGUGUGUUUGAAGGAAUUGCAAAGCAAGGUGACUCUACACUUCUGAAGAACAUCUACACAGAUCUCUAUAUCACUCAGGGUUGUAGUGAACAGGUCAAUACUGAACAUGAGGUGAGACAGAUUGAAGUUGCUUCCAGACGUCAUGAAUCACAGGAGAUACAAGUUGAAUGCAAAAAUGUGUUUGAAGCACCUGAACAAGACAAGCAGAUCAGAACUGUACUGACAAAAGGAGUUGCUGGCAUCGGAAAAUCAGUCUCUGUGCAGAAGUUUGUUCUGGAUUGGGCCGAAGGAAAAGAAAAUCAAGAUAUCAGCUUCAUAUUUCCUCUUCCAUUCAGAGAGAUGAACUUAAAGAAGCAAGAAAAACUAAGUUUGAUGGACCUUAUAACUCAGUUUUUCCCAGAGACAAAAGGACUGAACCUUACAAGAAGAAAUCAAUUAAAAGUCUUGUUCAUUCUUGAUGGAUUGGAUGAAUGUCGACUUCCUCUAAACUUUAAGGAUAAUGAGGUGUGGUCUGAUGUAUCAUCACCAGCCUCUCUGGAUGUUCUCCUAACGAACCUCAUCAAGGGAAAUCUGCUUCCUUCUGCUCUCAUCUGGAUCACCAGCAGACCAGCAGCUGCCAGUAAGAUUCCUCCUGACUGUAUCGACCGGCUGACAGAGAUACGAGGAUUCAAUGAUGCACAAAAGGAGGAGUACUUCAGAAAAAGAUUAAUGGAUGAGAACCAGGCCAAAGAAAUCAGUGAUCAUGUUAAACAAUCAAAGAGUCUCUUUAUCAUGUGCCACAUCCCAGUCUUCUGCUGGAUUUCAGCCACUGUUCUCCAGAACAUUUUAGAGGAGAAAAGAAAUAAUGUUGUGAAAAACAAUCAGGCUGAUGAUGCCUCCAAAACACUGCAGGAGUCAAAUACUGAAGACACUCCUAAGACUCUGACACAAAUGUACACACACUUUCUCAGAUUUCAGAUCCAGCAGAGCAGACGAAAGUAUGAUGGAGAACAUACACCAGAUGUUUCCUGGGAUAAAGAUGCCAUCUUUUCACUGGGGAAACUGGCAUUUGAUCAGCUGGAAAGAAACAAUGUGAUCUUCUAUGACACAGAUCUGGAAGCCUGUGGUAUUGACGUCUAUAAGGAAUCAGUGUACUCAGGCAUGUGUACCCAGAUCUUUAAAGAGGAAACAGGGAUUGUUCUUGGUACCAUGUACUGCUUCGUUCACUUGAGCAUUCAAGAGUUUAUUGCAGCCCUUUAUGCACAUCUGUUUCUAGACCUAAAGAAGAAAAGUAUAUUUGUUCAUGAGUCUACAAAACAGAAAAAGAAAAGUAAAAACAUGAUUGAUUUGCUCAAGACUGCAGUGGACAAGACACUAGAGAGUGAUAAUGGACACCUGGAUCUUUUUCUUCGAUUCCUCCUUGGUUUGUCACUCCAGUCCAAUCAGAGACUCUUACAGGGUCUGUUAACACAGAAAAAUAGAAAUGAGCAGAGCAAAAAGGAAAUAGUUCAGUACAUCAAGCAGAAAUUAGAAUCUAAUCUGUCUCCAGAGAGAUCCAUCAAUCUGUUAUACUGUCUGAAUGAACUGAACGACCAAACUCUGGUGAAAGACAUUCAGACCCACCUUAGCAAAGGAAGCCUCUCAUCUGCUGAUCUUUCACCUGCCCAGUGGUCUGCUUUGGUCUUUGUGUUGUUGACAUCAGAGGAGGAGCUGGAGGAGUUUGAGCUUCAGAAAUUCAAGAAAUCAGACGAGUGUCUCAUUAGAUUAUCAGCAGUCAUCAAAACCUCCAAAAGAGCACUGUUAAAUGAUUGUGGCUUAACAGACAAAAGCUGUCCAGCUCUGGCUACAGUUCUUGGAUCAGAUACCAAUCUGAAAGAGCUGAACAUGAACAAUAAUAAUCUGCAGGAUUCAGGAGUGGAGCUCCUCUGCACUGGAUUGAAAAAUAUUAAUUGCAAAUUAGAGAUGCUGAGACUUUCAGACUGCAGUAUCAGUGAAGAAGGUUAUAAAGCUUUGUCUUCAGCUCUGAGAUCAAACCCUUCACACCUGAUAGAGCUGGAUCUCACAGGAAAUGAUCCUGGACCAUCAGGAGUGAAGCAGCUCAGUGAUUUACUACAGGAUCCAAACUGUCAACUCAAGAUCAGUGAAGAAGGUUAUAAAGCUCUGUCUUCAGCUCUGAGAUCAAACCCUUCACACCUGACAGAGCUGGAUCUCACAGGAAAUGAUCCUGGACCAUCAGGAGUGAAGCAGCUCAGUGAUUUACUACAGGAUCCAAACUGUCAACUCAAGACUCUGAGUCUGUGUGGAUGCAUUAUUACAGAGAAACAGUGUGUCAUCCUGACUUCAGCUCUGAAAUCAAAACCCUCACACCUGAGAGAACUGAACCUGAGGGGGAAUAAACUACUAGGAGACUCUGGAGUGAAAAACCUCAGUGAUCUACUGAUGAACACACAAUUCAAGCUGGAGAAACUAGAUCUGUUUUCUUGCAGUAUUACAGAGAAACAGUGUCUCAUCCUGACUUCAGCUCUGAAAUCAAACCCAUCACACCUGAGAGAACUGAACCUGAGCGGAAAUCAAAUAAAAAACACAGGAGUGAAUCACUUAUGUGACGUACUGAAGGAUUCACGCUAUAAAUUUGAGAAGCUUUGGACGUGUGUAUGCAGUAUUACAGAGAAACAGUGACUCAUCCUGACUUCAGCUCUGAAAUCAAACCCAUCACACCUGAGAGAACUGAAGCUGAGCUGUAAUAAACUACUAGGAGACUCUGGAGUGAAACACCUCAGUGAUCUACUGAUGAACACACAAUUCAAGCUGGAGAAACUACAUCUGAGUAGAUGCAGUAUUACAGAGAAACAGUGUCUCAUCCUGACUUCAGCUCUGAAAUCAAACCCAUCACACCUGAGAGGACUGAAGCUGAGCUGUAAUCAAAUAAAAAACACAGGAGUGAAUCACUUAUGUGACGUACUGAAGGAUUCACGCUGUAAACUGGAGAGAUUGAGUCUUUAUAACUGUGGCAUUACAGAUGUUUCUUCUUUAACUCAGUCUUUGACGAACACAAAAGCUCUGCAGUUUCUAAAAGAGCUUGAUCUGAGAUAUAAUAUGAUUGGAGACUCAAAGCAGAAGCUCAUUGAUGUGCUACGAGACUCAAAACUGUAA
Cyprinus carpio (common carp) is the source of this 3349-nucleotide messenger RNA. Its product is annotated as NACHT, LRR and PYD domains-containing protein 12-like. The record is from RefSeq and is a predicted model, not a curated record. NCBI's taxonomy places the organism in Eukaryota, Metazoa, Chordata, Actinopteri, Cypriniformes, Cyprinidae.